Messenger RNA from Acanthosepion pharaonis, 666 nucleotides. The record is from the annotation of a GenBank genome assembly. Lineage: Eukaryota; Metazoa; Mollusca; Cephalopoda; Sepiida; Sepiidae.
AUGUCCGCCGCCGUCGCUCCUUUUCCCCCCUUUCAUGAAGGGAAUAUAAAGAACUGGUUCUUACAAAUGGAAGCCAUUUUCACAGUCAGAAGGAUUACAGACCAAAAGACCAAGUUUGGCCACGUGGUGGCGGUUUUGCCACCCGCCAUUGUCGAUGAGGUCUCAGACUUCCUAGAAGCCGUUCCUGAAGUAGAACCCUACGCGCGGUUAAAAGAAGCAAUCUUAAGGAGAAUGGGCCGUACAGAGGAGUCAUUAAUCCGGGAACUAUUUAGCAACCUAACUUGUGAUGGCAGGACUCCCUCCCAACUUCUUCGUUAUAUGAAAAGCCGACUCGGCAAAAAUACCAUGGCUGACUCUAUAUUAAAAAGCUUGUGGCUGGACCGUCUCCCCACCACCAUAACCCAAAUUUUGGCGCCAAUGUCCGAAAACACCUCGAUCGAUCAAUUAGCGGACGCCGCGGAUCGUAUUUUCUCGCAACUGGAUAAUCAGACAACGCCGGUACACAGUGCUGAAGCGACUGGAGACCACAGGUCCUUGGAAAAAACAGUCGAGGAAUUGCAGCGCCAAGUUAAGGAUUUAACAUUAGCUCUAAAGAGCCGUGGUCGAAGCCGGUUCCCUUUCCCGCCGGCGCUUCAGAAGUCGACCACGCUCGUCCAGCCGAGAUAA